GCGGGCAGCGCGCGGCUCCCGGGACCUCACCGGCACCGGACCGGCACCGGGACCCGACGGCGGCAGGGCCGCACCGGGCCGGGCCGGCUCCGUUGCAGCGCCAGGAACCCGCGGCCGUCCCGGCAGACACUUACCGAGGAGAAGGCGCCGGUGUCCAGCCUCUCCUUGAGCCGAGGAAGCAAAAAUGGGCCGGAAAAAAAUCCAGAUCAGCCGAAUACUGGAUCAGCGGAACCGGCAGGUGACCUUCACCAAGCGGAAAUUCGGGCUGAUGAAGAAGGCGUAUGAGCUGAGCGUGCUGUGCGACUGCGAGAUCGCCCUCAUCAUCUUCAACAGCACCAACCGCCUCUUCCAGUACGCCAGCACCGACAUGGACAAGGUGCUGCUCAAGUACACGGAGUACAGCGAGCCCCACGAGAGCCGCACCAACUCCGACAUCCUCGAGACGCUGAAGCGCAAAGGGUUGGGGCUGGAGAGCCACGAGCUGGAGCUGGAAGAGGGGCUGGAUCCCGGCGAGAAGCUGCGGCAGCUGAACGAGGGCAUGGACCUGACGGUGGCACGGCCCCGCUUUUACAGCCCGGUGCCGCUGCCCGAGGUGCCCUACGGCAGCUCCCCGCCGAGCGGCAGUGAUGGAGCCCUGGGCAGCGCCAGCAGCUCCCCACAGAGCCAGGGCCGCCCGCCCGCCUUCAAACCCACAGCGCCGAAGCCGUCGGGACGCUCACCGGGACCGAUGCCCCCAGGUAUCGGCUACCCCCUGUUCCCCGCUGGCAGCCUGAACCGAGCCCUGGCUACCAAGACCCCACCUCCGCUGUACCUGGGAGCCGAUGGGCAGCGCCGGAGCAGCGGCAGCACAGCACGGCCGCUGUACUCCAGUCUGCAGACCCUGAGCCCAGUGCUCGCCUCGGGCAGUGCUGGCAUCCCCAGCCACAGCCUCACUGGUUUCCCCUUCCUCUCUCCGGCACAAGCGGCAGAGUUCGGGGCUGGCGAGGCCCCACCACCCCCCGGCUUCCUGCAGCCUGGCCCUCCAGCUCCCUGGCAGCCACCACGGGAUAUGGCAGCAAUGGGGGCCAGCAGCAGGAUCAUCCCCACUGAGGACCUGGCCCCCGGCAGCUCCCCGCAGCCCCAUGCCAUCAGCAUCAAGUCGGAGCGGGUGUCCCCGGGGCUUGGCUGCCCCUCAGGUGCCCCACAGCCCACCCCGGGCAGCCUGACCCCCCUGAGCGAAGCCCCCCGAGGUGCCACAGACCUCCAGCCGCGGGAUGACUACGCCAAGGGCUACCCCUACCCCCUGCCCCCGCCCCGGCCACUGGCGGAGGAGCAGAGAGCCACUGCCACUGCCACCGUCCCUGUCCCUGCGCGGCGGGCGCAGGCUGAGGAUGCAUGGCAGAGAUAGCGAGGCUGCAGGGGUGCAGGGGAGGCAGCCCCCCCCGCUUUCACCCCAUCCUCAGACCCCCAGGAAGUCCCCAAGCUCUGGGGCUUCUCAAAGGGUCCCCGCCCCAUGCAGCUGCCAGCAGAGCCCCCUCCCCACCCCGGACACUGCCGCGUCCCCCUGCUGCUCUGCCCGCAGCCCCACGCUCCUGCAGGGCAUGGCGAGGCCAGGACCCCCCCCCCCCGGAGAGGUGCAAUGUCCAGUGCCGGACACUGUGCAGCUGUGUCCAUCCGUCUGUCCCCGUGUGUCCCCACCGAGUGGGAGUGCCUGGGAAGUGCCACGGGGUGGCAGCAGGACUGAGAGCAGCAGCAGCACCGAUGGCAGCGGGCCCCAUCCUGCAACGACCCGGGCGGGAGGAGCAGCCGGGGCAGCGGCCCUAGGACUCUUUUUUUUUUUUAUUUAUUGCAUUCGCACCAAUAAAGAGCUGGGGGUGUCGGGG
This is a messenger RNA of Numida meleagris (helmeted guineafowl), 1862 nucleotides long. RefSeq names its product myocyte enhancer factor 2B (gene MEF2B). The record is from RefSeq and is a predicted model, not a curated record. NCBI's taxonomy places the organism in Eukaryota, Metazoa, Chordata, Aves, Galliformes, Numididae. The transcript has 9 exons. Gene Ontology annotation, biological process: positive regulation of transcription by RNA polymerase II. Gene Ontology annotation, molecular function: RNA polymerase II cis-regulatory region sequence-specific DNA binding; protein dimerization activity; DNA-binding transcription factor activity, RNA polymerase II-specific. Bases 185 to 1387 code for a protein of 400 amino acids.